AGGAGCCGCGAGCGCAGCGGAGGAAGAGGACAGGGAGGAGGAGGAGAAGGUGGUGGCUGCGUCCCUGAGGGGCCGAGCUGCGCUCGAGGCAAGGGAACGGAGGCCGUUCGGAGGUGCCCCGCAUCAGGACCCGCCACGGGGCGCAGGGCGCACGGGCCGAGAGCUGCGGGGCCGAGGUCUGCGGCUUGGUGCAUGAGGGGCCCGCAGCGGCGCGGCGGCGGUGGGAAUGGUUCGGGCGGCGGAGCCGGAGUGGCCUGGGUUCUGGUGAGGCGUGACAGUCUAUCAUGACUGUGUUCAGGCAGGAAAACGUGGACGACUACUACGACACCGGCGAGGAACUGGGCAGCGGACAGUUCGCGGUGGUGAAGAAAUGCCGUGAGAAAAGCACUGGUCUUCAGUAUGCAGCCAAGUUCAUCAAGAAAAGGAGGACCAAGUCCAGCCGACGGGGUGUGAGCCGUGAGGACAUCGAACGGGAAGUCAGCAUUCUGAAGGAGAUCCGCCACCCGAAUGUCAUCACCCUGCAUGAGGUCUAUGAGAACAAGACUGAUGUCAUUCUGAUCCUGGAGCUUGUUGCAGGGGGCGAACUGUUUGACUUCUUGGCUGAGAAGGAAUCCCUGACAGAAGAGGAGGCGACAGAAUUUCUCAAGCAGAUUCUCAGUGGUGUCUACUACCUACACUCACUUCAGAUCGCCCACUUUGACCUGAAGCCAGAAAACAUCAUGCUUCUGGAUAGAAAUGUGCCCAAGCCUCGGAUCAAGAUCAUCGACUUCGGCCUGGCCCAUAAAAUCGACUUUGGAAAUGAAUUCAAAAAUAUAUUUGGGACACCAGAGUUUGUGGCUCCAGAGAUAGUCAACUAUGAGCCCCUUGGUCUCGAGGCAGACAUGUGGAGCAUUGGGGUAAUAACCUACAUUCUCCUAAGUGGGGCCUCCCCAUUUCUUGGAGACACCAAGCAAGAAACAUUAGCGAACGUAUCUGCUGUCAACUACGAAUUUGAGGAGGAAUUCUUCCGUAAUACCAGUGCCCUUGCCAAAGAUUUCAUCAGGAGACUGCUGGUCAAGGAUCCAAAGAAAAGGAUGACAAUCCAGGACAGUUUGCAGCACCCCUGGAUCAAGCCUAAAGAUACACAACAAGCUCUUAGUCGAAAAGCCUCAGCAGUAAACAUGGAGAAAUUCAAGAAGUUUGCAGCUCGGAAAAAAUGGAAACAAUCUGUUCGCUUGAUAUCACUGUGCCAAAGAUUAUCCAGGUCAUUUUUGUCCAGAAGUAACAUGAGCGUGGCCAGAAGCGAUGAUACUCUGGACGAGGAAGACUCCUUUGUGAUGAAAGCCAUCAUCCAUGCCAUCAGUGAUGACAACGUCCCAGGCCUGCAGCACCUUCUGGGCUCGCUGUCCAGCUAUGACGUUAACCAGCCCAACAAGCACGGGACACCUCCGUUGCUGAUUGCUGCCGGCUGUGGGAAUAUCCAGAUGCUGCAGUUACUCAUCAAACGAGGCUCAAGGAUCGAUGUCCAGGAUAAGGGAGGAUCCAAUGCCAUCUACUGGGCAUCUCGGCAUGGCCACGUGGAUACUCUGAAAUUUCUCAAUGAGAACAAAUGUCCUUUGGAUGUUAAAGACAAGUCUGGAGAGACAGCCCUUCAUGUGGCAGCCCGGUACGGACACGCGGAUGUGGUGCAGCUUCUCUGCAGCUUCGGUUCUAACCCUGACUUCCAGGACAAGGAAGAAGAAACCCCCCUGCACUGUGCUGCCUGGCAUGGCUAUUAUUCCGUGGCCAAAGCCCUCUGUGAAGUUGGCUGCAAUGUGAAUAUCAAGAACCGGGAGGGAGAGACCCCACUGCUGACAGCUUCCGCCAGGGGCUAUCAUGACAUCGUGGAGUGUCUGGUUGGACAUGGAGCUGACCUGAAUGCCUCUGACAAGGAUGGACACAUUGCCCUUCAUCUCGCGGUGAGGCGCUGUCAGAUGGAGGUCAUCAAGACCCUCCUCGGCCAUGGGUGCUUCGUGGAUUUCCAAGACAGGCAUGGCAACACGCCCCUGCACGUGGCCUGCAAAGACGGAAGCGCACCUAUCGUGAUGGCCCUCUGCGAAGCCAGCUGCAAUCUAGACAUCUCAAACAAGUAUGGACGUACUCCUCUCCACCUUGCAGCCAACAACGGGAUCCUGGAUGUGGUCCGCUACCUCUGUCUGAUGGGCGCCAAUGUGGAGGCUCUGACCUCGGAUGGCAAGACAGCUGAGGACCUCGCCAGGUCUGAACAGCAUGAGCAUGUGGCGGGGCUCCUGGCAAGACUACGGAAGGACACACACAGAGGACUCUUCAUCCAGCAGCUCCGACCCACACAGAAUCUCCAGCCAAGAAUCAAACUCAAACUGUUCGGCCACUCAGGGUCUGGGAAAUCCACGCUGGUGGAGUCUCUCAAGUGUGGGCUGUUGAGGAGUUUCUUCAGAAGGCGCAGGCCCAGGCUCUCCUCCAUGAACUCCACCCGCUUCCCUCCAUCGCCCCUGGCUGCUAAGCCAACAGUUUCGGUGAGCAUUAACAACCUGUACCCUGGCUGUGAGAACGUGAGCGUGAGGAGCCGCAGCAUGAUGUUCGAGCCAGGCCUUACCAAAGGGAUGCUGGAAGUGUUUGUGGCUCCGUCCCAUCACCUGCACUGCUCGGCCGACGACCAGUCCACCAAGGCCAUCGACAUCCAGAACGCUUAUUUGAAUGGAGUUGGUGAUUUCAGUGUAUGGGAGUUCUCUGGGAACCCCGUGUACUUUUGUUGCUAUGACUACUUCGCUGCCAACGAUCCCACAUCCAUCCAUGUCAUCGUUUUCAGUCUAGAAGAACCCUACGAGAUCCAACUGAACCAAGUGAUUUUCUGGCUCAGUUUCUUGAAGUCUCUGGUCCCAGUUGAAGAACCCAUAGCAUUUGGAGGCAAGCUGAAGAACCCACUCCGAGUUGUCCUGGUGGCCACACAUGCUGACAUCAUGAACAUCCCUCGGCCUGCUGGAGGCGAGUUUGGAUAUGAUAAGGAUAUAUCCUUGCUGAAAGAGAUCAGGAACAGGUUCGGGAAUGACCUCCAUGUCUCAAAUAAGCUGUUUGUGCUGGAUGCGGGCGCAUCUGGGUCUAAGGACAUCAAGGUUCUUCGGAAUCACCUGCAAGAAAUACGGAGUCAGAUUGUCUCGGGCUGCCCUCCCAUGACUCACCUGUGUGAGAAGAUCAUCUCAACGCUGCCCUCCUGGCGGAAACUCAACGGACCAAACCAGUUGAUGUCACUGCAGCAGUUCGUGUACGACGUGCAGGACCAGCUGAACCCCCUGGCCUCUGAGGAUGACCUCAGGCGCAUCGCCCAGCAGCUGCACAGCACGGGCGAGAUCAACAUCAUGCAGAGUGAGACGGUUCAGGAUGUGCUGCUGCUCGACCCUCGAUGGCUCUGUACCAAUGUCCUGGGGAAGCUGCUCUCUGUGGAGACCCCGCGGGCCCUACACCAUUACCGGGGCCGUUAUACCAUGGAAGACAUCCAACGCCUGGUCCCCGACAGUGAUGUGGAGGAGCUGCUACAGAUACUAGAUGCCAUGGACAUCUGUGCCCGGGACCUGAGUAGUGGGACUAUGGUGGAUGUUCCCGCUCUGAUCAAAACAGACAGCCUGCAGCGCUCCUGGGCGGAUGAGGAGGAUGAGGUGAUGGUGUACGGCGGGGUGCGCAUCGUCCCUGUGGAGCACCUCACUCCCUUCCCCUGUGGCAUCUUCCACAAGGUUCAGGUCAACCUUUGCCGGUGGGUCCACCAGCAGAGUGCCGAGGGUGACGCCGACAUCCGCCUGUGGGUGAGCGGCUGCAGGAUCGCCAACCGCGGCGCCGAGCUGUUGGUGCUGCUGGUCAACCAUGGCCAGGGCAUCGAGGUUCAGGUGCGUGGGCUGGAGACGGAGAAGAUCAAGUGCUGCCUCCUGCUGGACUCAGUGUGCAGCACCAUCGAGAACGUCAUGGCCACCACCUUGCCGGGGCUCUUGACGGUAAAGCACUACCUGAGCCCCCAGCAGCUGCGGGAACACCACGAACCGGUCAUGGUCUACCAGCCCCGUGACUUCUUCCGCGCUCAGACCCUGAAGGAGAGUUCGCUUACCAACACCAUGGGAGGGUACAAGGAGAGCUUCAGCAGUAUCACCUGCUUCGGGUGUCACGACGUCUACUCACAGGCCAGUCUCGGCAUGGACAUCCAUGCGUCAGACCUGAGUCUGCUGACCCGGAGGAAACUGAGCCGUCUGCUUGACCCACCCGACCCCAUGGGGAAGGACUGGUGCCUUCUGGCCAUGAACUUGGGCCUCCCAGACAUGGUGGCCAAGCACAACAUCAGUACCAGGUCGACUAGGGAUUUCCUUCCCAGCCCAGCGCAUGCCUUGCUGCAGGAAUGGACCUCCUACCCCGAGAGUACGGUCGGCAUCCUCAUAUCCAAACUGCGGGAGCUGGGGCGCCGAGAUGCUGCCGACUUCUUACUGAAGGCUUCCUCCGUGUUCAAGAUCAACCUUGAUGGCAAUGGCCAGGAGGCCUACGCCUCAAGCUGUAACAGUGGCACCUCGUACAAUUCCAUUAGUUCGGUGGUGUCCCGGAGAGGCUCCCAUGCCUGGACCCCACUGUAUGAUUUAUAAACAGACAGUAUGUGAGUGCCUUUUGCAGAAGAGGGUGUGUUGAAAUCGUCUGAGUCAGCCCGGCGCUGUCACCAAGGAAAUGCUACCUCUCUGUCCCUUGCUGUGUGCUGAUCAUCGCCAGAGGUGCUUCACUCUGAGUUGUUGGUUUUGGUUUGGUAUUCUUCCCCACCCCUUUUCUUUCUAGGGAGGGGGCUCUGUGUUUCAUUUGGCAAGGAAAGAGGAAAAAGGAAUCCUCCCCCAGAGUGUUAAUGGCCAGUGUUGCUGUAAGAAGACAUUUUUUAAGUUGCUUUUGUUAAGACAUCCAUGUGAACAUACAUGUACAUGAAACCUACUGACUGUCAUGCCUCACCGCUCCCUCCCAUCUCAGGUAGAAGGUUGACACAGUGUAGAGUUAUGGAGACCCGUGUUAAGAAUUCCGAAGACCCCAGCUCAUCAUCUGUGGCAGUCCGUUGUCCUUGGCGCAUAGCAGAUGGGUCCUAUGUUGAGAUCCUGGUUUGAUCACUUCCUGUACUUGAAGUCUGAAAGAGAAAGAAAAAAGAAAAAACAAGUUUUCUUGGGGUGAUUGAGAUUGUGAUCGAAUUCUAAAUCACUAUGAGGGAACAUGUUUCAAUUCUGUCCUGAGAAGCAUGUUACAUUACCGUAUCAUCUGUACAUAUAUAUAUGCACUAUGUAUAUACAUAUAUAUUAAUACUGGUAUUUUUACUUAAUCUAUAAGAUGUCGUAAAAGAAUUAAGUUGUUUUUUUUUUCUUUUGUUUUAUAAAUAAACUGUUGCGUAUUGCA
Molecule: messenger RNA, 5394 nt
Organism: Chionomys nivalis (European snow vole)
Lineage: Eukaryota; Metazoa; Chordata; Mammalia; Rodentia; Cricetidae
Gene: Dapk1
Product: death associated protein kinase 1
Exons: 27
Coding region: 285-4613 (1442 amino acids)
Biological process (GO): protein phosphorylation; intracellular signal transduction; positive regulation of apoptotic process
Cellular component (GO): nucleus; cytoplasm
Molecular function (GO): protein binding; ATP binding; protein serine/threonine kinase activity
Source: RefSeq, a predicted model, not a curated record